AAACAGAUUUUUGCUUCUGUUGGAACAGGGAAUAGAUCAGGCAUCCCCAAACUUCGGCCCUCCAGAUGUUUUGGACUACAAUUCCCAUCAUCCCCGACCACUGGUCCUGUUAGCUAGGGAUCAUGGGAGUUGUAGGCCAAAACAUCUGGAGGGCCGCAGUUUGGGGAUGCCUGGAAUAGAUCUUCGGUUGAAUAACAAGUCUCAUAUAUUGCUUAUCUGGUAACAUGUUCAGCAGGCAAUAAUUUUGAAACACAUACACGGUAGCGGUGUGCUUCAGAUUCAAGUGGGCUGCUUUGGGACAUGUGGAACUUGUCUAAAGCAGGAUCUUUCCGAAGCGCAGACCUCUACAGCAAGUCGAAGACUUGUGUCCAGUGCCACUCCUGCCUAGAAUAGACCCAUGGAAAUUGAUCAGCACAACUAGCUCAAAUCCAUUCAUUUCAGUGGUUCUAUUCUGAGUACCCAUUAAAAUUGGUAGACCUAAGUCAAGUGUAUCAAUUUUAAUGCUUCUCUUGAGUACGGCUCACAUUGGAUACGACCCAGCGUGUCUGCAAAAACUGGCAUGUUUCUCCUGCUUGCCAUGUAAGGAAAAGGCCAGGUUGGGUAGAUUUGGGGACAGGUGGCGGGGGGAGUGAACCUCGGACACCAAGCCAAACCCCAAUCCUAUAACAAUACAUAAAACACCCCAGAGAAGCACGUACAGUAGGGGUGGCAAAUCUGCUCCGUCUCCAGGACCACAGUCCCUCGUGGGCAACAUUCCAGGCACUGGUCAGAGGUUUCUACAGGGGCAGAGAGAGUGUGUAGCAGUCAAUGAGGUGCAGCUGGGGGAGGUAGCGUUGCUCACCUGGCUUCCCAAUGUGGAGGUGACUGCUGCAAAGGGAGCUGGAGCAGCCAGGCCGUGGAGAAAUCUGUACUCUGUAGGCUAAGCAGUGGCACCAAUCCGACACUCGUGCUGUUGCGCUGGUGCCCACCUCCCCACUGCCGGGGGUGUUGUCGCUGUUUAAGCCAUGGGUAGGCAAACUAAGGCCAGGGGGCCGGAUGUGGCCCAAUCGCCUUCUCAAUCUGGUCUGCAGACGGUCCGGGAAUCAGCGUGUUUUCACAUGAGCAGAAUGUGUCCCUUUUUGUAAGUUGCAGCUCUUAAAUAAAAUGGAACGGAUUCCUAUGCCCCACAAAUAACCCAAUUUGUGGGGCAUAGGAAUUCGUUCAAUUUUUUCCCCCCUGCUGAAAAAGUUUGCUGACCUCUGAUUUAAGCACACAUUGCAGCCAGGUCCAAUGUGGCAGGAGGGGAUGUGGCAAUGCCACUGAAGGUUGUGGUCUGGCGGGAAUCCUGAAGGCCGGAUUGUGAGGGCCACAUUUCACCAUAUGGGUGAAAGACAAGGCAAAGCUGAACAGUGCAGUGCUUUGCACACGCAAUAGUGCCAGUGUGGUGUAGUGGUUAAGAGUGGUAGAUUCGUAAUCUGGGGGACCGGGUUCGCGUCUCCGCUCUUCCACAUGCAGCUGCUGGGUGACCUUGGGCUAGUCACACUUCUCUGAAGUCUCAGCCCCACCCAUCUCACAGGGUGUCUGUUGUGGGGGGGGGGAGGGAAAGGAGAUUGUUAGCCGCUUUGAGGCUACUUAGGGUAGUGAUAAAGCGGGAUAUCUAAUCCAAACAACAACUCCUUCUAUUGGUGUUUCCCUCCCAAGCAGUGCCUGCACUUUCCCAGGUUCGGUUUCCUUGGAAUGAAGGUCAAUGGAGGCUGACACAAAGUCAAUAACACCCCCUGGAACUGCCCCUAAAUUAAUAGGCUCUGGGGAGGUCACACGAGGCCUCUGGGAAGCUGUGGGAGCUUUCCAAAGGCCUCACACAAUCUUCCCAAGGCCCAGUAAGCAAGGCGGAGAGCUCGAAAACUUUCCUUAUCAGGAAAACAGCACAGGGAGAGCUUUUUAAAGCCUUUCUUACCGGGUUCCAGACAGGUCACACGAAAUCUCACGAGAACUCUGGAAUACCCCUUCCAACUGUUCAUUCCCUUUCCAUUAUUUAUUUUCACACCACCUGGGCAAAGCUGUAACCAUGUAAGUAAAUCACAUACAAGUUGUGUGUCGUCUUGUAUAUACUGCCUGAGCAUAAGGUCAAAGGGUUCACAGCAUUAACACGCCAGUAGAUUUUCCCCAUUGGGAGGUUUCCAGAAAAAACCCAAGCCACAUAGCUUUGGGUCCAGAACAGAGCAAGGCAAGCCUGUGUCUCCAUCAGCCAAAGCGCACACACACACAGAGAGAGACCGGCUUACUGAGCUCCAUUGACACAGCAUCCAACCAGGUGAAGUGGGAAAAGGCCUACUCUGGUAACAGCAUGGCAUCAGAUGCUGGAAGGCCAAUUGGUCAUGGAUGCUUUAGUUGAGAUUCCUGCAAUGCAGGGGGUUGGACUAGGAAACAGAAACAGAAUUGUAGUGUUGGAAGGGACCCUGAGGGUCAUUUAGUCGAACCCCCUGCAAUGCAGGGAUAUGCAGCUGUCCUAUAUGGGGCUAGAACCUGCAACCUUGAUGUUCUGGCGCUAUCCAGGCUCCAGAAACUGCAUGAAAAAUACUGUUGAUUAUUAACAGUAUUUUUCAUGCAGUUUCUGGAUAAAAAACCAUUGUCGCUCAAGUUUAAUGCUGCAAUAUUCUCAUAAGAGCCAUUUGAAACCUGCGCUCUAAACUUCAACGAUGUGAUUAAAUAAGUAAAUAAAAUAAAAAAGAUGUUAUUGUCUUGGGUCGUUCACCCAUUCCUAAUUUCCUGAUGACGGCUAAGAUCUUUAGGGCUGCCAAUGGAAACAUGCCAAUCAAUGGUGGCUUGCGAUGUGCCCAGUCUUCUCGUCUCUAAGCUCUGCCCCCAAAGGUUAGGCAAAGCUUUUGCAGUUCAGGACUGCAGUCGAAAAAUGAGAUAGCCAGUGAAAUUCAAAAACAGUAUGCAGCUCAUAAAACAUUCUUGCUAGGAGAAAACAACACAACUUUUGAAGAGAAAUGGCGGGACUUAACUGGCCAGCUCAGGCCAUGCUCUUACAAAGGAACUUCGUUAAGAUGCCUCUUAUACUAGAAUCUAAACCUCCUAAGUAGGAAGUGAGGGUUUGAGACCCAUUGGCGGUCCUCACCUGGUUUUGCUGGCCAGUCAAAGCCAUUUCUUGGGACUGUGGCCGCUGUCACCUGCUGACAGCUUCUAGGAGCCACAGGUGAGAGCUGAGUGCAGGGUGGGGACCAAAGGUGGACAGACUGCCCCAGAGGUGUCCCCCCACCAGAGGUACUAUCCCCUCCCCUAAAAACCCCAUACAUAAUGCUAUGCCACAGUUGCCCAGUAUUGGCAGCAGGGAGCUGGAAGAAACCCUAUUUGGCACAACUACGGUAUCACCAGCCCAAACUGCACCCUUCCAAUUAAACAAGCCUGUGCAGGACCCUUCCUGUGUUGUGAUGCCAUUGCCCCAAAUGACGAACCUUCUCUGAAUCCUGGCACGCCCUAAUCGGAAGAAGGAAAAGAGUCUUCUCUUUCGCGCCAUGCUGGCUUUCUGGUAUUUCAGUUUCCCUUUUUGGAGAGCGAUUCUUUCCCAAACGCCUGGCUCAGCAAGCGAGGUUGCACACCCAAGAGCCUACAUAAAGCGCCACGAGAGGCUCUCUUACGACAGAGGAGCUUUGGAGAAGAUGCAUCAAGAGGCAAAGGAGGAGGGAGACGGGAGAUCGAUCUUGCUCGAGUUCCAAGCCUACCGGAGGGUCUUCAGACUGAGACUAUGGAGGGACAGGAGUGUUUUUGCAAGAGGCAUUGAGAUCACCAGGAGAAACGGUGAUGCCGGGCUCACGAACCUCUCUUUCAUUUACUCUGGCAUCCUAGAAGGAGAACCAGGUUCCUCGUGCCACGGGUCCGUCAUCAACAGCCUCUUUGAGGGCUUCAUCCGGACACAGAACGGCACCUAUUACGUCGAAUCUGCCGGGGCGCCUUUCUCCAGCCAGACCUCUCCAACUCAUUCAUUCAUCCAUCAUGAGAGUGACUUAGACUAUCAACUGUGGGGAGAUUCUGAAUCUGUGGCUUUAACUCGGCGGACACACAAGCACCUGCAGGAUUUCCAGAAAAAGCUCACAGCAAAGGAUCCUGAGCACUUGCUGCGACGGAAAAGAAGCUUCCUGGAUUAUUCAAAGACCUCUUGCUUGCUGCACAUUCAGGCUGACCACCUUUUCUACCGAAGGUUUGGCUCCAUCGAAGCCGUGAUCGCCCAGAUUGCCAGCUACGUAAAAGCUGUAAAUGCCAUUUACGAAGGGGCAGAAUUUGAUGGAAUCAGGAACAUUGAGUUCAAAGUUAAGACCAUCAAUAUCGUUGAGGAGGAGGACCACUCGGAGUCGCCCUUCAUCAGUCCAGAGAUGCUCCUGAUGUUGCACUCCAAAACCAACUGGAACAGUUACUGCUUAGCUUUUCUGCUCACCAACAGGGAUUACAGUGGAGUUCUGGGCAUCGCUUUCAAUGGACAACCUGGUGAUUCUGGAGGGAUUUGCUCGAAGCAGCGCACCUUCCAAGACAAGGAGGUCUCGAUGAACACGGGGCUGAUCACGUUGCAGAAAUAUGGGCAGCUCCUUCCUCCAAGGCUGAUCCACGUCACCCUUGCCCACGAGCUCGGACACAGCCUGGGCGCCUACCACGAUGAGAGCAAAGAGUGUUCCAGUUUUCACAUCGACACAACCAAGGGGAAGUACCUGAUGUUCAGCUACGCCACGGAUGGGGGAGAAUUCAACAAUGACAAAUUCUCCCCGUGUAGCCGCGCCUACAUUGCAAAUCUCCUGCGGCUCAAGAAGGACACUUGUUUCGUUGAAACAGACCGUCCCAUCUGCGGGAACCGGAUUAUGGACCCGGGAGAGGAAUGUGAUGUUGGCAAUGAUGCCACAGACCCCUGCUGCUAUGGUGCGGCAGAGCCUAGCGGGAUCCGGUGCCGGCUGAAACCGGGAGCCCUGUGCAGCCCUAGCCAGGGACUCUGCUGCAGCCACAAAUGUGCCCCCAAACCCCGAGGGGAGCGAUGCCAGGCAGAGACUGACUGCGCUUCAGAAAGCACCUGCUCUGGGGCAGAAGCAACGUGCCCAGCACCCCUUCCGAAAGCAAACUUCACCCUCUGCGGCAUGCAGUCCCGGGUGUGUCUGAACGGGCUCUGCGUGGGCUCCCUCUGCGUGCGGCACGAAUUGGAGCAGUGUGAUUGUGUCUCCACUUCCCUGAGAGAGAGGUGCCAAGUCUGCUGCCAGCUUCCAGGGAGAGCCGACACUUGCGCCAGCACUGCCUCUGCCGCCUGGGGCCGUUUCUUCAACGGCUCCGAAAUCCCGCUGAUUCCAGGUUCGCCGUGUGGGGGCAAGGCUGGCUACUGUGACAAAUUCCAUAUCUGCCGAUUUGUCGAUGAAGACGGGCCUGUUGCUCGGGUGAAAAACUUCAUCCUGGACUUCAUCGAGAUGGAAGACGUCGCCACCUGGAUGAAGACACGCUGGUGGGCCAUCCUUCUGAUGAUUUUGACAUUGGCCGCUAUGAUGGCAGCAACCAUCUUCCUCUUUGGGAGGACGGUCGACACUGAAACAGAUGAGAGAGCGACGAGGGUUUCCGAUAAGAAGAUUUCUCUCAACCAGCACCCAGAGAACCAGCAUGCUUUCUUCUACUGGGAACAUGAGGAGAUCUAUAUCGAAUCCCUGCGGCAGGAGUAUGAAACCAUUAUAUAGAGCCCCACUCCUUCAAAAGGCAGUCUGCGGGACUAUGUUUGAAUAUCCUGAGCCUGCAGCUUUUCAUAGAAUCCUAGAGUUGGAAAGGACCCCCGAGGGUCAUCUAGUCCAACCCCCUGCAAUGCAGGAACCUCAGCUAAAGCAUCCAUGGCAGAUGGCCAUCCAACAUCUGCUUAAAAACUUCCAAGGAAGGAGAGCCCACCACCUCUCGUCGGGGUCCAUUCCAUUGUUGGAUGGCUCAUACUGCCAGUUUUUCCUGAUGUUUAGUCGAAAUCUCCUUUCUUGUAGCUAGAAGCCAUGGGUUCGAGUCCUGCCCUCCAGAGCAGGAGAAAACAAGCCUGCUCCAUCAUCCGUGACAGCCCUUUAAAUAUUUGAAGAUGGCUCUCGUAUCUCCUCUCAGACUCCUUUUCUCCAGGCUAAGCAUACCCAGCUCCUUCGACCAUUCCUCACAAGGCUGUUUCCAGACCUUUAAUCAUCUUGGUCGCCUUCCUCUGCACACCUUCCAGCUUGUCAACAUCCUUCUUAAAUUGUGGCGCCCAGAACUGGAGACAGUAUUCCAAGUGUGGUCUGACCAAGGCAGAACAGAGUGGUACUAUUACUUCCCUUGAUAUGGACACUAGACUUCUGUUGAUGCAGCCUGGAAUAGUGUUAGCUUUUUUUGCUGCUGCAUCACCCCGUUGACUCAUGUUACGUCUGUGAUCGACUAAAACCCCUAGAUCCUUUUUCAGAUGCACUGCUAGUAUGUCAGGUGUCUCCCAUCUUAUAUUUGUGCACCAAGCUUAGAUUUGUUCUUCCUUAGUGUAGAGCAGGCAUACCCAAACUUCGGCCCUCCAGAUGUUCUGGACUACAAUUCCCAUCAUCCCUGACCACUGGUCCUGUUAGCUAGGGAUCAUGGGAGUUGUAGGCCAAAACAUCUGGAGGGCCGCAGUUCGGGGGUGCCUGGUGUAGAACAUUGCAUUUAUCCCCAUUGAAAUUCUUUUUGCUCAUUGGGGUCCAGCUCUCUCAUCUGUUAUGGUCACACUGAAUCCUGAUUCGAUCUUCUCCAUCCUUGUUGAUAAGACUCCUGCAAAGAAAUGCUACCAGCUACCAGGAAGCGCUCCAUCGUUCCGUCACACUCUUGUGUGACCAAGAAAACAGGCUGUGGAGGCGUGGCUAUGCAAAUCAAGGGGCAAAGUGGGCCAGGGAGCAGCAGGCUUGAUGCUUAGUGGAUGGGGGUUUUGUGGGGUCACCACCAAAUCAGUGUAGAGUCGAGGGGUGCCUAAACUUUUUUUCAAAGAAGGCCAGAUUUGAUUAAUUUGCGUUGAGCUUUUUUUUUUUUUACAGUUUUACCCCAAAGUUGUUGAACUUUCUUUAGGAUUUAACCCAAAGUUGUUGAACUUUCUUUAGGAUUUAACCCAAAGUUGUUGAACUUUUUUUAGGAUUGAAGUUGAUGAGCUUUCCUUAGGAUUUUACCCCAGGACUUAUACCUGCCACGAAGGUUGGAUUAAAUCAACCGGCGGGCCGGAUUAGGCCCCAGAAAUGGAUUUUGUACAUGCCUGGUGUAACCCUUUCCCUUUUUCCUGCACAGGCAAACAGCCCCAAAAUUAUGGUACUUCCAUUGUUCCUGUUCUGCGGUGCUCAAUGGGUACCGCCCACCCAACUGCUGUCCCAUUGCCCUUACGCUGCUACAAUUCCCACAGUUCCCUGCAAAGAGAGUUAAAGCGCUCUGGGAAUUGUAGCUCUGUGAGGAAUCGUGGGGGGGGGGGGGGUCUCCCAAGGACUCUCAGGACACUUAGCAAACUAGUUUCCAAAAAUUAUUGGGGGGGGGGGAGAGCCAGGACUGUUUCAAAGUGGGUUUUAAAAGUUGGGUGUGAAUGUGGCCCUUCAAGGACUGUGGGGGAGAAUGAAUGAAGUUGUUUAUGAAGCGUGGGGGGGGAGAGUGUCAAUGCUCAGGGAGAGGGAAGCAAUGGGAAGCAGGAAGAGCCAUUGAAGAAAGCAAGGAAGUCUAGGAGGCACCCAGGAGAGGGAUCUGGUUCACUUGAACAUUGCCGCAGAACUCUGGUUAGCUACCAGCGAUGGACCCCUCCCGGGUGCAGUUGAAAGUGCUUGGACCAGGGGUUCCCAACAAAAUUUUCUCGAGGACCCCUCAUCGAGCCGCUAUUGUGACAAGGACCCCCAUUAAUUCCUAAUCCUAAAAUUAAAAAGUGAGAGCCAAAUUAAGAGUCUUUUUAUAUUUUAUAUUUAUACGUUUUUUACAGUUACAACAGAGUACUCCAUCAGUAUACAGUUAGUUUUAAUUUUCAGUUCUUAAUGAGAUGACCCACUUUUUAACCAACGGUCCAUUUUUAACUACGCGAACUGUAGCUUCCGCGAAAAACAACGCUUUGUUUACAAACACUACUGUUUUGCAAAGAGGCAGCGCGUGCCAGGGAGGAGGGAGGGGAAUGGAGAAGACAGGGUACCUGCGCAGUAGCGCACAAAUGAAGCCGACGCACGCAAAGCAUCUUGGGGAGGUGAGCGUUAGUUUGCCUCUUUGCAAAACAGUAGUGUUUGUAAAGCACCACCUAACGGCAUACAGCAGAACUACUGCCUCUAUCUAAUUCUAGUUUUGCGCUAGACUCUGCUCAUGCAGGAAGCGGCCAAAACAAAAAAUCUGUUAUCAUACGAAAUAUAUUUAAUAUAUUUUUUAUUCUAAUAGCAUCUUGCGGACCCCUCUGGCAUAGCUUGCGGACCCCUGGGGGUCCGCGGACCACCUGUUGGGAACCACGGACUACUGCAAUGCGCUCUACGUGGGGCUACCUUUGAAGGUGACCUGGAAACUACAACUAAUUCAGAAUGUACAAGACAAGUUGGGGCAAGGAAUUCUGUACUGGAAGAGAGUUGGCAACCCAGUCAGAUGGGUGGGGUACGAAUAAUAAAAUUACUACUGUUGUUGCUGUUCUUUUGCUAAUAAACCAAGUGGCGGGAGCACUGGCAAGGAAACUCCCACAAUCCAAACACUGCAGGGGGCUUCCAGUGCCCAACUCCUCCUUUGAUCCUUUCCAUAAAGGGAUUAUUCCUAGCAAACAAGAAAUCCCGUCUGAUAUGGAGGGAGCAGCCUCUCAUACAGACAUCGGAUCAGUCCAGCAGCACGCAGCCCCAUCCUCCUUGAAUUUGUCUAAUCCUCUUUUAAAGCCAUCAAAGUUGGGGGCCAUCGCUGCCUCCUGCGGGAGGGAGUUCCGGAGUUUUUAACACGGCGCUGCGCAAAAAAACCUAUUUUUAAGGCCACCUGAGAGGGUUUGCAACAGCCCCCGUUCACCUCAAACUCCGCCGCGACCAUGGAACACUGGUCCUAAAAGGCCUACAUUGGCUCCUGGUAUGUUUUCGAGCACAAUUCAAAGUCUUGGUGCUGACCUUUAAAGCCCUAAACAGACUUUGCCCUGUAGUCCUGAAGGAGUGUCUCCACCCCCAUCAUCCAGCCUGGACACUGAGGUCCAGCUCUGAGGGUUUUCUGGCAGUUCCCUCCCUGCGAGGAGUGAGGUUACAGGGAACCAGGCAGAGGGCCUUCUCGGUGGUGGCGCCCGCCCUGUGGAACACCCUCCCACCAGAUGUCAAGGAAACAAACAACUAUCUGACAUUUAGAAGACAUCUGAAGACAGCCAUGUUUAGGGAAGUUUUUAAUGUUGGAUGUUUUAUUGUGUCUUUCAUAUUCUGUUGGGAGCCGCCCAGGGUGGCUGGGGAAACCCAGCCAGAUGGGCGGGGUAUAAAUAAUAAAUUAUUCUUAUUCUCAUUAUAAAGUCUUUUAUUGCAGCCCUUGAGAAACAGGGGCCAGACUCUGGUGCUGAAGACCUCCCCAUUAAAGGUGGCAAGAGGGGGCCUUAUUGGAGGGGCUUCAUUUGACAAGGUCCUUCAUGUACUUCCAUCCAUGCUGGGUAUAUUCACAGGCCCUGGUGGGGGCUACGGAGAGAGCGCCAAUUGUC
Zootoca vivipara (common lizard) is the source of this 9622-nucleotide messenger RNA. Its product is annotated as disintegrin and metalloproteinase domain-containing protein 10. Gene Ontology annotation, cellular component: plasma membrane. The record is from RefSeq and is a predicted model, not a curated record. Gene Ontology annotation, molecular function: metalloendopeptidase activity. Lineage: Eukaryota; Metazoa; Chordata; Lepidosauria; Squamata; Lacertidae. Gene Ontology annotation, biological process: membrane protein ectodomain proteolysis; Notch signaling pathway.